UACAACAUUGUACUUUUGAAAAAAUCUGUACUUCACUGAGUUUUUGAAGCUUUCUUAACUUCUAUACUUUAAUUUGGGAACUCUUCUUGAGGUGUCCUCUCCUCUGCCAUGUUUGCUGCGGUUCAAAUCCCUGUAGCUGCUCCUCAAAUGCUUACAUCGUGCAAAUGAUGGCUUCCCCAAAAGAUCUGUUUGCCCAAGCAGAUUCAAACACACACUUCACUGACUUCAAAUGGGCAGGCUUUCGGUGUGAGUGGUUGUGUGUGAGUGUGUAUGGGGGGGCGGUUAUGGAGAGAACAUCCAGGGGGCUGUGUGUGUGUUUUUGUCUAGCCGAGGACACCGGCAGGCACCAGGUGGGUGGAGCAACUGGGUCUCUUCCUGAAUUUUGGAGCUGGUUCUGCUGAGAUGAAGCGGGUCAGUCAUGUUCUGCAGAGUGAAGCGGUCGGGUCCAGAACAGAGGCUGAGGACAGAUGCAGGACAGGACCAGACUCUGUCUCCAGCUCCUCUGUACUGACUGAGCAUCUUCAGAAGUCUCUGAAUGUGCAGGACCAGUCGCUGUGUUGUUGGUUCUGCAGACGUUUUGGGUUCUGGAUGUUUUUACUGCUGAAGUGAGUUGGAGGUCUGUGCUCCGGAUCCCACAUGUUGACAGCUGACUGACGGAGUGACUGCACCUGAUGAUGCUGCGGCGGGAAACCCUCAGGCUGUGCCACGCACUCACACUGCUGAUGUGCAUGUCGGCCAGCAAGGACUUUGACUGGACAAAGAACCAGAGAACAUCUUUUUACUAUGGCACGUUCCCAACAGGUUUCUCAUGGGGAGCUGGAAGUUCUGCAUAUCAAACUGAAGGCGCGUGGAACGCCGAUGGGAAAGGAAUGAGCAUCUGGGAUGCUUUCUCCCACCGGCAGGGAAAUGUAUUGUCCAAUGAGACUGGAGACUCCUCGUGUGAGAGCUACCACAAAGUCAAGGAUGACAUCAGCUUGAUGAAGGAACUAAAACUUAAUCAUUAUCGCUUCUCUAUCUCCUGGCCCAGGAUUUUACCCAGGGGAACAGUAGGUGAACAUGUCAAUGAAAAGGGAAUCAGGUUUUACAACGACCUGAUCAACAAGCUUCUGGACAACAAGAUCACCCCUAUAGUCACUUUGUACCACUGGGAUCUACCACAGGUGCUGCAGGAAAAGUAUGGCGGCUGGCAGAACGUCAGCAUGGUGGACUACUUUAAUGACUUUGCCAGCUUGUGUUUCGAGCGCUUUGGAAACAGAGUCAAACACUGGAUCACUUUCAACAAUCCGUGGUCUGUUGCUGUGGAGGGAUAUGAGACCGGAGAACACGCACCUGGACUGAAGCUGAAGGGAACAGGAGCAUACAGAGCUGCACACCAUCUGAUCAAGGCACAUGCUAAGGUUUGGCACACCUACGACAUAAAGUGGAAAAGCAAACAAAAGGGUCUGGUUGGCAUUUCACUGACAGCUGACUGGGGGGAACCAGUGGACAUCUCCAACCAAGGGGACAUCCAAGCAGCUGAGAGAUACUUUCAGUUCUACCUGGGCUGGUUCGCAGGCCCCCUCUUCAAUGGAGACUACCCUCAGGUCAUGAAAGAGUACAUCGGCAGAAAGAGUGGACAGCAGGGCCUGGGAGCGUCGCGGCUGCCUGUGUUCUCUCCCCAGGAGAAGACUUACAUCAGAGGCACCUGUGACUUCCUGGGUUUAGGUCACUUUACCACCCGCUACAUCACUCAGAAGAAUUACCCAUCAGGCCUUGGGGACAGUUACUUUGCGGAUCGGGACCUGGCUGAGCUGGUUGAUCCAAAAUGGCCUGAUCCCGGUUCGGAGUGGCUCUAUUCCGUUCCCUGGGGCUUCAGGCGCUUUCUGAACUAUGUGAAGUCUGAGUACGGAAACCCGAUGAUCUUGGUGACAGAAAACGGCGUGCCGGAGAAAAAGUAUUGCACAGACCUGUGUGACGAGUGGAGGAUGCAGUACUACAAAGACUACAUCAACGAGAUGCUCAAAGCGGUCAGAGACGGGGUGAACGUGAAGGGCUACACCGCCUGGUCUCUCCUGGACAGUUUUGAGUGGGAUGAAGGAUACAGCCAAAGGUUCGGCCUGUUCUUUGUGGACUUCAGGAAUAAGAAUAAACCGCGGUACCCAAAGGCUUCUGUCCAGUUCUACAAACGGAUCAUCAGCUCCAACGGUUUUCCCAAUCAGAGAGAGAUGGAGAGUUGGAAGAGGAAAGCUGAGGAGGCCUGUUUCUCCAGUAACCAGCUCCUGGCUGCAGAUCCGCUCCUCGGCCACAUGGAGAUGGUGACUGAGAUCGUGGUCCCCACCGUGUGCACGCUCUGCAUCCUUCUCAGCGCCAUUUUCUUCAUGUUCCUGCUGAGGAGACGUCUCUAAGAAACUCACACUGUCAAACCGUCAUCGGCCUAACAGCCUUGUAUGGCUUAAAUCCAAUGUUAGUUUAUAAACAAUAAAUCCACUCAUGAUCUGUCAAACCUGUAAGAAGGACUAAACCUGUAUGGAUGACUACUCGUUUUUCACGGGCCUCUUCUGGUUUGACUGUGCGCGUUUCACAAAUAAAUAAGAAAUAAAAAGAUUACUUGAAAUGCUAAAGUUUCUUUAAGGAAGAUUGUAUAUUAGAAUGAAAAAACACGUUUUUUUAUUUUGUGUAUAUUAAAAAAAUAUAACGUGUGUGUGGCCUGUUCAAACUUGACCUGCAGGUUAAAAUGUGCCUUUUAAAAAUAAAAGCAAUUCGUAUUUA
This is a messenger RNA of Oryzias melastigma (Indian medaka), 2748 nucleotides long. RefSeq names its product lactase-like a (gene lctla). Gene Ontology annotation, molecular function: beta-glucosidase activity. Gene Ontology annotation, biological process: carbohydrate metabolic process. Lineage: Eukaryota; Metazoa; Chordata; Actinopteri; Beloniformes; Adrianichthyidae. The record is from RefSeq and is a predicted model, not a curated record. The transcript has 14 exons. Bases 672 to 2384 code for a protein of 570 amino acids.